AUGAAUAACUUUAAUAUACCAGAGAUCAAUGAUAUCUCACCAUCCUUUCAACAAUCACUAGUACAAAAUCAAUCAACCAGAAAUAGAAGUAGAGCAGGUACUUUACCAUCAUCUUUCUUGAGUCCAAAUUCAAUCCUUAAUGGUUACAAGUCCCUAUCCAAUUCCCCAUUGAACAUUGCCAAUCAAGAAUCAUUAUCUGUCGACUCUAUGUCAAUGGGAUUAAGCAGUGCCGGUGCAACUACAUCCUCAUCACCUAAUGAUCAAACUGGUAUUGGAUCUCGUAAUAAUACAAGAGUCAGAUCAGGCUCAUUAUUUUCAGCAAAUUCAAUUUGGAAUGAUGAUAACUUAACUAGUAUGCAUUCAGAUCCAAAUAACAAUUUCUUGACUCCUAUGUUAACCCCAUCAAGUGCACAACUGCAACAUACUCGUUCAACUUCACAAGUGAAUUCUUCUUCAAUUGCAACUUCAGCACCAAUGGAUAUCUCAACUAAUAAUAGAAACAGAUCCUAUACCACUACAGCAGCAAUACCUAGUGUUACUUUCCAUUCAUUUGCGGAUGCCCAACAGCAACAACAGCAACAACAACCUCAACCAAAUAGAGUCUUAUCAUCACCAUUUGCCACGGUAUCCAAUAAGAAUACUGAUAUGAAUGCAUUACUAGAUAAUUUAAUGAUGAAUAUGAAUAGCAAUCAAUCAUCCAUACCUAGACAUAGAUCGCAAACUUAUUCGGGUACUACUCCUACAAUCCCAGAAGCAAGUUUACAACAACAACAAAUCAAUUAUCAACAACAGCAGCACGCUAAUCAUUCAUAUCAGAAGAAUUCACCUCCUUCCAUCUUACAACAUCAACAACAACAAUUCCCUCCUGUUAUUGAACAACAAAAUCAAUCGCGUGACCAACCUGUUUUGAUUGAUGAUUUCGACUUUAGUCAAUUAAUCAUCACAACAAAUUUUGAAAAUCCAAGUUUAGGUCCUACCAAAUAUCUUUUAUUUGAUAAUUUACCUUUAUUCAUUGACUCCACCAAGUUAUAUUCCAUAUUGGCAAAUUCUUUGGGUACUCAAAGAUCAUUCGGAAAUGUUUAUAGUAUUAGAGUCACAACUACAACUACUUCAAAAUUGGCUCUUGUUGAAUGUACAACUGUCGACAUUGCCAUGACAUUAAAAGCAAAUUUUAAUCAUUUAGAAAUCGUUUCUGGAGUUACUUUAUAUGUUGCCUUUGCAAAAAUUCAAUCCGAAACUAAUUCAGUACCUCCCCCUGCUAUUGUUUCUACUUCAACUAUUUCUUCGAAUGUGUCAGUUCCACCAGUUCAAGCCCCACAACAAGUCAGUGCAGGUCCUGUGCCUGCUACUACAGCUCAUACUGGAGCAUCAAAUACCGAGAAACCAAGUCCAACUGAUAUAACAGGAAUUCAGCCUAGAUUAAUCGAAGCAGCAAAUACAUUAUCCCAUAAUGCCGACGUUAACAAGAUUAUCUCCAUGAUUAAUAAAUGUAUUGCAUAUCCAGAUGAAAAUUUCCAAGAUAAUUUUGGCCCCUUACCUGAUCCAAUUCCAUUAAGACAAUUUGAUUCACCUAAAUUAAGAGAAUUGAGAAAAGUUUUAGAAAAUAAUGAAGCUACAUUAGCAGGGGGGAAUAUUAAUGGAUAUUUCAUGGAACCUGGAGAAACCAUAAUGACUCAAUUGGAAUUAGAAGCCUUAUGUCUUGCGAUGUUGGAUGAAUUACCGGAAUUAUGUUAUGAUUAUUUAGGUAAUACCAUUGUUCAAAAAUUAUUCACAUUGGUUGAAUCUCCCUUAAUUAAAUUAAUGAUGGUGAAAGAAAUUGCUCCAUAUUUGACACAAUUGAGUAUUCAUAAGAAUGGGACUUGGGCAAUUCAAAAGAUUAUUAAUUUAUGUCAUGAAGAUAAACAACAAAUGUAUCUUAUUGGAGCUAGUUUGAAACCAUAUGCUAUCAAAUUAUUCAAUGAUCAAUUUGGGAAUUAUGUUAUUCAAGGUUGUAUUAAAUUCAAAUCACCAUUUAAUGAUUUUGUAAUUGAAGCUAUGUUACAUCGAUUUUUGGAAAUUAGUUUUGGAAGAUUUGGAGCUAGAUGUAUUCGUACGAUUUUAGAAAGUGCUCAUCAUGAAGGAUAUGUUUCUCAAGAACAAGUUUUAUUAGUCGCGGGGUUAAUUAUUGAAUAUGCUAAUGAAUUGGUUGUGAAUUCAAAUGGAAGUUUAUUGAUUACUUGGUUUUUGGAUACUUUCAAUGAUUCUGAAACAAAGAUUGAUUUAUUGACAAAGAAAUUCUUGCCUCAUUUGAAAUCUUUAUGUAUUCAUAAAUUAGCCAAUUUAACAAUAUUGAAAAUCUUGAAUAAUCGUACUGAAACUAAAACAAGACAAAUUAUUAUUGAUGAGAUUUUUAAACCACAAAAUUUGGAAUAUAUCUUACAAGAAAAUGAAAAUAGUUCAGGUGCUUUAUUUAUUUAUAAAAUAUUAAGUAAUCCAACCUUACAUGACAUUGCCCAGAUUCAUAUCAAUGAAAUAAGAAGAAUCUUAUUAGAGUUACCAAUUGUCAAUUUCCAAAACUACAAAAAAUUAAUGGAUGAAGUUGGAAUUUCAAACCGUGGAUUAAAUAGAAAUGGAAGUAAUCCAAACAACAUGAAACGUAAUAGAAGAAUAAGAAAUGGAGGUAAACAUGACAUGUUAUAUCCUCAAGGACCACAACCAAUUCCGAUUCCCAUGCAACCACAGCAUUAUUACAUGCCUCCCCCACCUCCACAACAACAACAACAGCAACAGCAACAGCAACAGCCUCCACAGCAAUAUAUGCCACAAAUGCAACCAUAUGUCUUGAAUGCCCCUCCUCCAUAUUUGAAACAACAACAGAUGUUUAAUCCUCAACAAAUGCAACAACAGCAACAACAACAACAACAGGCACAACAGGAUAUGAUGGUCAUGCAACAAUUGGAACAAUUAUCAUUGAGUUCUGCAGCAUUGGGAUAUAAUUCAAAUCCAGGUACUCCAACUAUUCAAAGAGAGCUGUAUAUGCAAUAA
Hemisphaericaspora subhashii is the source of this 3024-nucleotide messenger RNA. RefSeq lists its product as uncharacterized. The record is from RefSeq and is a predicted model, not a curated record. The transcript has a single exon. The coding region runs from base 1 to 3024 and encodes 1007 amino acids. Gene Ontology annotation, molecular function: RNA binding. NCBI's taxonomy places the organism in Eukaryota, Fungi, Ascomycota, Pichiomycetes, Serinales, Debaryomycetaceae.